Messenger RNA from Mesorhabditis spiculigera, 576 nucleotides. The record is from the annotation of a GenBank genome assembly. NCBI's taxonomy places the organism in Eukaryota, Metazoa, Nematoda, Chromadorea, Rhabditida, Rhabditidae.
AUGGCGGUCCUGGGGGCGGCGUGGAAGGCGAAACGAUCAUCAUUCUCGGCGGCUGCCGAACAGGUCUACACUUCUUGUGGGCUACAUGUUAAGACAAUCGUCCAAUUGAUCGCGUCGCUCUACAUUCUCUUCAUGUUUCUCUUCCCAUUCCAAUUCUUCGAUGUUCGUCUCCGUCAACGUCUAGGUCUCGAUCCAUCUGCCGCCGCCAAAUUCAUCCUUGACUUUGGUUUGCUAUUUUCGGAGGCGUUCUGUGCUGGGCUGGUUUUUGUGGCGUUCCGGUGUUCUUCAAAACGCCUUCUGUUGCCCUUCCUCUAUGCUCAAUACAUUGCGAUGGCAUUCUCAGUGGCAAUGGCGGUGAUCUUCAUCUUUGAUGUCGACAUGUGGAUGGGGGAAUUCAGGGCACAGAUUGAGGAUUACGGCUACCACAAGACUCGGACAUUGGUGUGUUUGGGGGCGGGUCUCGGCUGCAUUCUCCAUAUCGUGUUCCGCUUUUGGGUGGCUGGGCUUGUGAAGAGGUGCUACCAAUAUCUUGCGGAUAUGGACAAGGCGAGCAAAGUGGAGAAUCUGCCUCGAUUC